Diaporthe amygdali is the source of this 228-nucleotide messenger RNA. RefSeq lists its product as uncharacterized. The coding region runs from base 1 to 228 and encodes 75 amino acids. The transcript has 2 exons. The record is from RefSeq and is a predicted model, not a curated record. Lineage: Eukaryota; Fungi; Ascomycota; Sordariomycetes; Diaporthales; Diaporthaceae.
AUGGACGAAAAUGACGAACAAGAUGCAUGGGACGAAGCAUUCAUUGCAGCUCAAAGAGCUGCCGGCCAGUUGGGGCCAACCCUUAACGUUAGGCGAGCUUCCGCAUCAGGUGCCAACCUCAGCGGACAAACAGUCAAGGGCAACAUUUCUCCACACCGUCGCGAAGACCAUUUUCCAGUCUACCGCCGCCGCAUGUUCUCGUUUAUCCGGGAGCGCACAAUGUUCUAG